Manihot esculenta (cassava) is the source of this 1650-nucleotide messenger RNA. Its product is annotated as serine/threonine-protein kinase RHS3. NCBI's taxonomy places the organism in Eukaryota, Viridiplantae, Streptophyta, Magnoliopsida, Malpighiales, Euphorbiaceae. Gene Ontology annotation, molecular function: ATP binding; protein serine/threonine kinase activity. The record is from RefSeq and is a predicted model, not a curated record. Gene Ontology annotation, cellular component: plasma membrane; cytoplasm; nucleus. The transcript is spliced from 3 exons. Bases 1 to 1650 code for a protein of 549 amino acids. Gene Ontology annotation, biological process: protein phosphorylation.
AUGUCAUCAAUUAUUCAUUCCAUGAAGUUUGACUCUUCUACCAAGAGCCCCAGCAUUCCAUCAGAAGAAGCAGAAUGUGAAUCCAAGAAGACUGCAGCCAGUGCUAAAUCAAAUUUAGGUAGCAACUCCAAGAAGAUGACAGAUCAAAAGCGAAACUAUGGUGCUAAUCCAGGUGCUGAUUCACCAAAGGGACCUGCAGGAAAUAGCAAAAAUUCUGAAAAUAUAAUGUCUAAUCCUCCCCUUGAUCCUCGAAUGAUGGAUCAUAUUUCAAGUGGUAAUCAUCAUCACCGCCAAGGCGCACCAGCACUGCCUAAUUCCAAGUCUCAUGGCCAUGUAACUAGUAAUCGUAGUGACAGCUCGGAGAAAAACAAUGCACCUUUUAAGCCCCACACUGGUGGAGACGUCCAAUGGGAUGCAAUUAAUAUGGUGAAUGGCAAAGAUGCAAUUGGUCUUAGUAACUUUCGGCUUCUCAAGCGUCUUGGGUAUGGAGAUAUAGGCAGUGUUUACCUUGUUGAACUUAGAGGAACUAGUGCUCAUUUCGCUAUGAAAGUGAUGGAUAAGGCUUCACUUGCAAGUAGAAAUAAGCUACUGAGAGCACAAACAGAGAGGGAGAUUCUUGGUCUUCUUGAUCACCCUUUUUUGCCUACCUUGUAUUCUUAUUUUGAGACUGAUAAGUUCUAUUGCUUGGUCAUGGAGUUCUGUAGUGGAGGCAAUCUUCAUUCUCUUCGCCAGAGGCAACCCAACAAGUAUUUCGCUGAAGAAGCAGCCAGGUUUUAUGCCUCAGAAGUAUUGUUGGCACUGGAGUAUCUACACAUGUUAGGAAUUGUUUACAGAGACUUGAAGCCAGAAAACGUCCUAGUAAGAGAUGAAGGUCAUAUAAUGCUCUCUGAUUUUGACCUCUCACUUCGCUGCUCCGUCAAUCCAACCCUUGUCAAGUCCUCAUCUACACAAGUAAGCAACGGCGGAGGAAAUAAUAGUGGAGGCAUUUUGGACGAUGAAUAUGCAGUGCAUGGUUGCAUUCAGCCCUCAACAUUUUUCCCUCGCAUUUUGCCUAGCAAAAAGAAUCGUAAAUCCAAAUCUGACUUUGGCCUCUUCGUCGGAGGCUCCCUCCCAGAAUUAAUGGCUGAGCCAACAAAUGUACGCUCCAUGUCAUUUGUAGGCACCCAUGAAUACUUAGCCCCAGAGAUCAUUCGUGGAGAGGGUCAUGGUAGUGCAGUAGACUGGUGGACUUUCGGAAUCUUCUUGUAUGAGCUCUUACAUGGAACAACUCCUUUUAAAGGCGCAGGAAAUAGGGCUACCCUAUUCAAUGUUGUAGGACAACCAUUGAGAUUUCCAGAUACACCACAAGUGAGCUUUGUAGCUAGAGAUCUGAUUAGAGGACUUCUAGUGAAGGAACCCCAUAAACGCAUUGCAUAUAAAAGAGGAGCCACAGAGAUAAAACAACAUCCAUUUUUCGAAGGAGUGAAUUGGGCUCUGGUAAGAAGUGCCAUGCCUCCACACGUACCUGAACCAGUAGAUUUCUCACAAUAUGCUAGUAAAGAGCCACCACCAGCUGCUAAUAACAAGAAGAUGGCAGAUUCUGAAGUUGAUAAAACCAAUGGUAGCCCUCAACAUCAUGACUCCUCGUAUAUAGAAUUCGAAUAUUUCUAG